AAUGAGAGGAAGAGGGAGGAAAAAAACAAGAUUGGAUCAAGCAACGUGAGAUACUCAAAAAAGAAAUCCACCAUGAAAAAUCUCUGAAAGAACAGCAAUGUAAAAUGUAUGAAGACAAAAUUAAGUUCAUAGAACAACAGAAGCAAAAGGAACUAAUGAGACUACUCCCAGUGGACUAUGAAGAAGAGAGACAAAAAGAUAUAGAGAGCAUGAAAAUGUGCUGUUCCCAAACAGCCUCUUCUCUAAAGAGAGAUGAAACGAGCCAAAACCAAAAGCUUGGACCAAAAAACUAUGAACAGCUCAAAAACCUUUACCAUAGACUAGAUCUGACAAAAAUGCAUCAAAAUAAAAUGAGAAUAGCAGACACUCUUGAAAUCAAGUCUUCACUUCAGUUCCAGAAGCCACAGAAGGAGAAUGAACUGGUAAACUCAUUUUUACAAAAGCUGAUGAACUUGAACUACAGAGCAAGAUACACUGUCAUAAAACAUUGUAAUCAAGAAGCUGAAGAAGACAAGACUGAUAUACACCCAAUGGAUAUUCAGAUGGCUGUUUUUCAUUGUGCUGAUGGUUUUCUGAAGCAGUUAAUGGUGACUAAACUCUCACAGUGUCAGUAUGCGCUGCCUCUGCUUGUUCCUGAUCCAUUCACACAACAGACUGAGUUUCCUCUCUGGACAUUCAGACAAAUCAACAAGAGCUGGAAGAUGAAGAACAGCAACAAUGAGAUCAUCAGUCAAACCCAGCCAGUCUACAAGGCUGAGACUAAAAUGGUGGCUUUCUUCAGGUUUGGCUCUCUGUCUUCAUCUAAGUCUCAGCUGAUGAACAGCCUCAUCAAUGAGAAACACAACACGUUCUUCCACAGGAACUGCCCAGGCAGCAGCAGAACCAGAUUACUGAUGGAUGGAGUGGUGGAGAUCGCCUGGCACUGUCCUUCUGGGAAAAAGACAGAAACAUUUGAUGACUGUGUUGCUUUCUGUAAUCUUCAUGGUGAUGCAGCAGCCAAUGAGAAACAAUAUGAGAUUUUGACCAGUAUGGCUUCUGUAAACGUCCUCUUCUUACCAGAUUUUGGACAGAAGAACCACUACAAGGGUUUGGUGAGAUCACUCUUCAAAUCUCCUCAGCCUCUCAUUUGUCUGCUCACUGACAAUAACUGUGAUAAAACUGAACUGGGGAAUGGAAAAUUCAUAAUUGGUCUUUUGAACAAAAACCAAUCUGAUGUAUCUGAGCAAAUAAGAGAGAUGAUCAUAGUAACUUUGAACAAGCAGAAAAAGAGGUUCAAACUUGAAGAUGUGGCCAAACACACAGGAAUCAGCGUAGAUGAGGAUGAUCCAGAGUGCCAGAGAGGAAAACAAGCAGCAGAUCAGAUCAUGGAAUUACUGAAUGGAAAGGAUCCUUCAACAGUGAAAGAAACAAUCCUGCCCUGUCAGGGGAAACUGUGGCAUGACUGGUGCAAAAUUAACAAAGAGCUGCAUCAUCUACGAGGAGAAAAUCUAGAGGAAGAUAAAAGUACCAAACAUAAGAUAAUGAGAAAUAUCAGGGAAAAACAGAUGGAACAAGGGUUGAGUGAGUUUAUGAGGAACUUUUUUGAUACGAUGAAAUCACAGAAAGACAAUGAAAAAAAGUAUUUCCUCAGAUGGAUGAUGAAACUGUUGGAUGAUUUUACUUCAGAGAACCUCUGUAAACUUCAUAAGGUGUAUGCUGUAAAAUGGCAUGAAGUCUCAGCAUUGAAAACAAUGCCUGACAAAUCAGAUCAACUGCAGACUGAACAAACAAAUCUGGAAAAAAUAUCAGAUCAAAUUAACAGGACAAGUUUUGGCUUGGAGCACAUUUUGAGAGAGUUUGGUCAGAUCUAUGAAUCAUGGUCAUCUGUGAAAAAGAUCAAGGACUGUUUUUUCCCGAGUCUUGCAGCAGAGAUGAUGAUCUCUGGAUUUCCCAUGGAGCUGAUGGAUGGAGAUGCUGCUCAUGUUCCUCUCACCUGGAUCACUGCUGUUUUAGACGAACUUGUUAAAACACUGGGAGAACAGACCAAAAUCUUUGUGCUGUCAAUUUUAGGAAUUCAGAGCUCUGGCAAAUCCACCAUGCUGAAUGCCAUGUUUGGACUCCAGUUUACAGUCAGUGCUGGCAGGUGCACCAGAGGAGCUUUCAUGCGGCUAAUCAAAGUAUCAGAAGAGAUAAAAACAGAGCUGAAGUUUGACUACAUUCUGGUUGUUGAUACUGAAGGUCUUCGUGCACCAGAACUGGCUGGAAGGUCAACAGCACAUUGUGACAAUGAAAUGGCCACAUUUGUUGUUGGUCUUGGAAAUAUGACUCUAAUCAACAUCUUUGGAGAAAACCCAUCUGAGAUGCAGGACAUUCUUCAGAUUGUUGUCCAGGCCUUCUUGAGAAUGAAGAAGGUCAGACUGAAUCCCAGCUGCAUGUUUGUGCAUCAGAAUGUCUCAGAUAUUACAGCUGGAGAGAAAAACAUGGAGGGAAGGAGACGACUGCAGGAGAAACUGGAUGAAAUGACAAAAGUCGCUGCUAGAGAGGAAGAAUGUGAUACAGAAUGUUUCAGUGAUGUCAUUGCAUUCGAUGUACAGAACAAUGUGAAGUAUUUCGCUCAGCUCUGGGAGGGCAGUCCACCCAUGGCACCACCAAACCCAAACUACUGUGAGAACAUUCUAGAGCUAAAACAAACUAUUUUAACACAUGCUUCAAAAUCAGACGGCAUAAUGCUGACACACCUUAGAGACCGUAUUCAAGAUCUCUGGGAGGCUUUGCUAAAUGAAAAGUUUGUGUUCAGCUUCAAAAAUUCCCAGGAAAUUGCAACAUACAAGAAAUUACAGACCGAAUACAGCAAAUGGGCCUGGAGUCUUCGGAGUGAAAUGCUGGAAAUUGAAAACAAGCUUCACACCCAAAUAGAAAAUGAAGAAAUUCAUGACGUUGAGGAAACUGAUCUUCAAGAACAACUAAAUGCAAAAAGUGAAGAAGUGAAAAAGACAAUGUCUAAAUUCUUUGAGAAAGACAGAGAUGCAAGUAUACUGAAUCAGUGGAAAGCUUCAUUUGAGAUAAAAAUCAAAGAGCUUCAAGAAAACAUUGUGAGGGAAACUAAGAGAGAAUUAAAUGAAGUUCUUCAUCAGCGUAAGCUAAAGAAAAAGAUUGAUGAUCAGAGGACACAACAUGAAAACACUCUCUUUGAGCAGAGCAAAGAAUUUGCCCUAAAAUUUAAAGAUUCUGCAAAUGAUGAAAAUGUCAUGAAAAAAGGUUUUGAUUCCUUUUGGAAACAACAGACAGCUGUGAUAAUCAGAGACACUCCUAUAGUCAAAGACAUUGAAACAUUAAAAGACGUAAAGAAACUCCUCUGUGAGACCCAUGACAAUCUCCAUUCAGUCUACCUGGAAGAAAACUGUAAGCUCAGACAUAUGUUCCAUUUGCCAAGCUUUUCAGAGUAUGUAAAGGUACAGAAAUCUAAUGUAUUUACACAAACUGUAAACACUGUAAUGCAGAUGUUAGGUCGAGCUUUAUCUAAAGAGGAUGAAAUUCAGAUAAGAGCCUUAAUCACAGACAUUGCUGAGGAGACUGAUAAAAUGAUUCAGUCAUAUAACAUUGCAAAGGUGGGCUACAACAUUAGCUACAUUCAACAACUCCUGAAUUACAUAAAGACAAGAUUAACAAAGCAUGAGGAAGAGACAAAUGUGAAAUAUGUGUUCAAAAGACAAUUCUUUGUGGAUUUGGUAAGUUACAUAUGUCACAGAAUGAACAAGACAAUCACUGAUCAACACAAAAUUUUCAGGGAAGCAAAUGAUCCUGUUCUCUAUUUUGAGAGGAAGAAUGAAGAGUACUACAGAAUAUUCCAGAAAUACUGUCAAGGAGCAUCAUCAACUGCUAUUUUUGCUGAAUUUGUUUCUAAUAAACUCAAAGAUCCCAUUCAGCAGAAUGUCUACAAAAAAAUUGCCAGAGAUUUAGCAGAUGAAAUGAGGGCAAACUGUGAAUCACUAAAUGGGAACAGAUCAAACCUGGAGAAACACAUCCUGAAAACGCUGGCAGAAAAACAGGAUUUCAACGCAUACAUGACUUACAUUAAAAAUCCUAAAGAACAUUUCAAGAACUUCAUCAGAGAUAAAGUCAGUCAAUACAUCACUGAAAGAUUUGAAGAGUGUGUUCAACCCAAGAUGAAAAACAGCAUUAAACUGCUGGAGGAGAAGAUCAUGAAAGCAGCACAAGAAUCUACCAAACAGUCUAACACUUCUUUCUGGUUACAUCAUUUCACCCAACAGCUCUCUGGUGUUCUGGUAUUCUCUAUCAACUCCGCUAGUACUCGCAAUCUCAGAACUCAAAACAUUCUCAGCCAUAACACCUUGUACAGGUACAGACUGCCUUUCACCCUGUACCACAUUUUCCUGAACCUCAAUUCCUUCAUUAUCACUCUGGUGCACCUCAACUAUAGUCUGUUCAUUUACCGUUUGCGAUCGUUCAAUUUGCACAUUCUCUCCAGCCGGCUCAUUUACAUCAUGUACCACUCUAUCCACAUUGUCCUCCUCCUCAUUCAUGUUCGCUUGAACUUUAUGAGGACAAGCGAACUGUUUGUGGCCAAUGUCACCGCAUUCAAAACACUUUAA
Messenger RNA from Labeo rohita (rohu), 4592 nucleotides. Its product is annotated as interferon-induced very large GTPase 1-like. The transcript is spliced from 2 exons. Bases 105 to 4592 code for a protein of 1495 amino acids. Gene Ontology annotation, molecular function: GTP binding. NCBI's taxonomy places the organism in Eukaryota, Metazoa, Chordata, Actinopteri, Cypriniformes, Cyprinidae. The record is from RefSeq and is a predicted model, not a curated record.